AUGGGUGCUCUCGACGGAUUGAAGAUUGUCGAAUUGUCAAGCGAGGCGACCGCCUUUGCCGGCAAGCUCCUCGCCGACAUGGGUGCCGAUGUCAUCGUGGUCGAACCAGUCGGGGGUAGCUCCCAGCGACGAUUUGGUCCCUUCGCCGAUGAUGUCGCCGAUCCUGAACGCAGUCUUCACUGGUGGCACUACAACACCUCUAAGCGCAGCGUUGUCGUGGACCUCGACGAUCACGUUGGCCGAGACCAGUUUCAAGCGUUGGUGCGCGACGCUGGGAUCCUCAUCGAAGGUGAACCACCCGGAAGGCUCCAGGAUCUCGGCAUUGACUACGACGAGCUACGGCUCGGUCGACGAGAGCUCAUUCAUUGCUCGGUCACACCGUUUGGACGCACCGGACCGCGCCGUGACGAAGUCGCCACCGACCUCACGAUCCUGGCUGGCGGCGGACCGGUCUGGAGCUGUGGCUACGACGACCACAACCUGGCACCGGUCCGAGGCGGAGGAAACCAGGGCUUUCAAACGGGCGGGGUGUGGACGGUCAUCGCGACGUUGGCUGCGGUGCUGCAUCGCAACCACACCGGUGUAGGACAGCACAUCGAUGUCAGCAACCACGCGGCGGUGAACGUAACCACCGAGUUCGCCAGUUACAGCUGGCUCGUCGCAGCGAAGGAGGUGCAACGCCAGACGGGACGCCACGCUGCGCCGCGAACCACGCAACCAACGCAGGUCAUGUGCGCCGACGGCAAGUAUCUGAACACCGGGGUCCCCCCUCGGCGCCCAGCCGAAUUCAAAGUGCUCCGCGAGUGGAUGAUCGACCUGGGCCUCGACGCAGAAUUCCCCAUGAUCGAGCUACUCGAGAUGGCCACGAAAUACGAGCACAUCGGCAUGGCGGAGAUCGAGGAAGACCCCAUGAUCGGCGAAGUAUUCGGCGCUGGUCGCGAGGCGGUCAUGCUGAUCGCGAGUCGCUUGUCUGCCUACGACGCGUUCAUUGGUUUCCAACAGCGAGGCAUCCCAGUCGGAGCGAUCUACGCGCCCGAAGAUGUCAUCCGCGACCCACACUUCGUCGCCCGUGGGUUCGCCGUAGAGGUUGAACAUGAAGAUCUCGGACGGACCUUCACCUACCCGGGCGUGCCGAUCAAGAUGACUCGCUCCCCCGCAUCGCUGUCCAGGCGCGCACCCCACGUCGGCGAACACUCAGACGAGAUUCUGUCGGCGCUGGACUGA
Messenger RNA from Nerophis lumbriciformis (worm pipefish), 1224 nucleotides. Lineage: Eukaryota; Metazoa; Chordata; Actinopteri; Syngnathiformes; Syngnathidae. The record is from RefSeq and is a predicted model, not a curated record.